Molecule: messenger RNA, 3197 nt
Organism: Protopterus annectens (West African lungfish)
Lineage: Eukaryota; Metazoa; Chordata; Ceratodontiformes; Protopteridae
Product: glucose-6-phosphatase catalytic subunit 1-like
Exons: 5
Coding region: 69-1148 (359 amino acids)
Biological process (GO): glucose 6-phosphate metabolic process; gluconeogenesis
Cellular component (GO): membrane
Molecular function (GO): glucose-6-phosphatase activity
Source: RefSeq, a predicted model, not a curated record
UGCAGAGAGUUACAGCGACAGAUAAACACUUCAUUUUCUUUCUGGCAGAUUUGAAAUAGAUACCAGCUAUGGAAAUGGAAUCCGGAAUGGACCUGAUCCAUGGUUCUGGGAUCCAGAUGGUACAGUACCUUCAGAACAACUACAAGGAUUCCCAGAAUUUGUUCCUGUUCAUCUCAUUCGCUGCAGAUUUACGAAACACCUUCUUUGUCUUUUUCCCAAUCUGGUUCCAUCUCUGUGAGUCGGUGGGCAUCAGACUCAUCUGGGUGGCUGUGAUUGGUGACUGGUUGAACCUUGUCUUUAAAUGGAUUCUUUUUGGACAAAGACCAUAUUGGUGGGUCCAGGAAACAUCUUUCUAUAGCAACUCUUCAGUUCCAGUGGUUGAACAGUUCUCAGUUACAUGUGAAACUGGACCAGGAAGUCCAUCUGGACAUGCAAUGGGCUCAGCGGGUGUUUACUAUGUGAUGGUCACUGCAGUUCUAACCCUCCUGCUUCAGAAACAACAGCAGCAGUUCAAGAAACGGUGUUAUCAGAUCCUAUUCUGGCUGAUAUUCUGGGGAGUUCAACUCUGUGUCUGCUUGUCCAGGGUCUUCCUGGCAGCUCAUUUCCCCCACCAGGUCAUCGCUGGGAUCAUUUCAGGUAUGGCAGUAGCCAAAGCAUUCAAUCACAUCCAUUCAAUAUACAAGGCAAGUCUGAAACGAUACCUCUGCACCACCCUCUUUCUAUUUACCUUUACUCUUGCUUUUUACCUGAUACUCAAAGUCCUUGGUGUGGAUCUUCUGUGGUCAGUACAGAAAGCGAAGAUGUGGUGUGCCAAUGAAAACUGGAUUCACAUUGAUACCACUCCCUUUGCUGGCCUGCUAAGGAACCUGGGGACCCUUUCUGGGUUGGGACUGGCUCUCAACUCACAACUUUAUGUUGAAAGCUGUAAAGUGAAACAACGGCAACAGAUCACCUAUAAACUCAGUUGUAUUAUGUUGUCUCUGAUAGUUGUAAAUGUAUUUGACUCAUUCAAGCCAUCAGCAAAGAUUGAAUUGUUGUUUUAUUUCCUGUCCUUCUGCAAGAGUGCAGUUGCACCUUUGACAACUGUUGUGAUUAUCCCACACUGUCUCUCUCAAGUCUUAAACAUACAAGGUAAGAAAUUCCAAUAGCACAUGAAACAAAUACCACAGCUAUAUUUGCCACUAUAGCCUUGUUAAAACUUUUAGGAUUCUAACACAACAAGCCAUCAUUACUCUAAAUAAUUGGUAAUGUGCUGGAUAAGUUACCUGUCACAGGUAUUGUCAUGUUCAGAUCCUUGGUUUGCUUUAACUCUAUAAUUGUGAAAUAAGCAUAAGUGGAAAUGCUGGAAGCCAGUGGACUACAGAAAGGGGAAAUUUGCAAAGUCAUAAAUAUUUGACACCACUUAAAAAUAUGUGUCAAAUGUAUGGUGACUUGACUUUACAGUCUGAACUUUAGAGUGACUAAUGCCUCAUAUAUUUUCUACAUUUAAGUGGAAAGAAAAACUUACAAUUUUGUUCACAGAAGCAAGAGAAAAAAGAUGCACGUGAGAGUGUUAGUGUGUAACGCACUAAGGCUGAACUAAGUGUGUUAUGCCAAUGAAGACUUGAAUUGAUGGAGAGAAUGUUAUACUCCUUUGUGGGUUCCUUAUGUAAGACCAAGUUCUUAAUGUUUAUAAGAAAAUGUUUAGCUCAUUUUAUUCUUUGGGGCUACUGUGGAGAUGUCAGAAAUAUUAAAAUGAACUAAUAUGUUUCACAGAACAAGCUGUACUAGGAUGUGAUACUUUGUGGCAUCAGUUUCUGAUACCAUAAUAAUGUUUAUUGCUGAUUUUGUACAAUUUCCAGAAGAUUUUUUAUAAGUCACCACUGGUGGCAAUAACAAGUAAGUCCAUUUAAAUUCAUGGGCCUUCAAUUUUUGAGGGAAAUUAUAUAUUUAGUUUUGCAGAUUAACUCUACUAGACAGUAAGCAAAAAUAUAAAACAUUAUUUUGGUGUAUUUAUUGCAUUCCUCAAGAUAACAAAUGCAUGAUUUGUUUUUGUUACUAAAUGUAUCUUAUUUCAUACUUUCAAAAUAAAUUAUUUUGUUAAAAUAGCUGCUUUUUUCAUACAUUCUGUUUGUGAUGCGAUGUAAAAAAGUGUUAUAAAGUAUAAUUAUGAAACAUAAUUCCUCAUUCAACCAAAUAAUAACUGAUGCUUAUUUAAUAGUAUCUUGGAAUGGAGCAUAUUCAGACAGAUCUGCUGACUGAAUAUUAGGAAUCAGUAGCUUGAUAGUAUAAUAUAAAUACAUAAAAAAUGAAAUUUAAAAUACACUGUACUGUGGAAAACAUUUCAUUGAGCUGCACAGGCAAUCUUAAGAAUAACAACACCAACUAGUAGGGGGCCAAUACACUGUACAGAACUUACUACAUUAUACUCAUUCUGUUGAGUUUUAUUAUGGAUAUGCUAUGACCAGUUCUCUGAAACAAAUUCAGCCCCAGUCAGUUCAAUAAAUGGAGCUUUCAUACUCCCCUUUUUCCUAUGGAAGCAUUGUUCUAAACACCUCUCAUUUAAGGGGGUGCAUCCUAUACCCCUACAUAAUUAUAGCAAAACUAUAGAGAGAGUUAGAAUUUCUAAAGUUGGACUCUUAAGUUGUCUGAUUUUGAUUGAAUGAGGCUAAGUGAAAUGGCCCUUGACCAAAAGAAUAAAUAAUAUGUACUGUAAUUACAAAACAAACUGAUACCGUUACUUAAGAAGGACUGUGAAAUCUGAAAAGAAAGAAAGAAAGAAAAUGGCAUUCAUAACAGAAGUAAAUCUUUUACAAUCCCUCAAAUGUUGGAGCUAUUACAACUUACUUACCAUGAUGUUGCCGUCUAGCUAUGUCUGCUGAUGUGUACAGCCUUGUAAUGCAUGGAAGACAUUAUUAAUGUUCAUUGUCAGAAUAUUAUUGUGCUGGAUUCAGACUUGAUCACAGAUCCUCACCUAGCUUGGUCAGAAAAGGAAGACGUGUCUCCCACUGUUGCUUCUCAUGAUCAUAUUGUCUUGGUUCAUAACUUCUUAUUAUAUGUUCUGAUAAGCUGGCGGUACUAUCCCAAAUUCACUUUAUGUCUGUUAUUCUAACUACAUUAUUUACUGUAUUACAUUUACCUUUUGAUAUAUAUGUGACACUGCCAGCCCAGCUAUCUGGAAUUUUGUAAAUAAUCAUAUGUCAUUUGUGAAUAUUAAU